AUUGCAUAGUAUCAUAAUAGUUAUGUCAAGGAAUCGGAAGUCAUCGAAUUGUUGUUUGUUUUCAUUGUAUUUUGCAAGUUAUCGAGGACGCUGAAACAAGUUAUCAGUCGAGUCCAGUUUCGGAUCGACCAUUUUGUUCCAGCAGAUGACGCAUAGUGUCUGUGUUGGGAAGUGUCGCAUGUUGGCUGCGUAGCUCCUCGAAUUUAUAAGAAAAAUGAAGGUAAAAAAGGCUGCUAAAGUAGCAGCGACCUUAGAAUCUGAACCUGAAAGUGACAGCUCCGACGAUGAAUUACGGGAAGCUUUUGCACAAGGUAUACUAAAGCCUGGUUUGAACAAAGUGAUCGAAGAUACAAAUAGAAAAUUAAAAAAUUCCGUGAACCUAAUGAAACAGAAACUAGACGCGAUUAAAUUACGUUUGCCAUGGAUAGAGAGAUUAGACAUGAUAAAUGUACUGGCACCGUUGGCUCCAGAGCUAGCAAAGCAAAUGCAAGAACAGGAGCUCAGGCGUUCGAACGAGCUGAAGGGGAACAAGAAGUUACCUCAGUACGAUCCUGCUGAGGAUCCUGUCUUGAAUGACUUCAGGAGGGAAACAAUGUUUCACAGACAGGCACAGGGUGCUGUCAUGGAGGGUGUUACAAGGUUGAAGAAGCUUGGUCUGCCGAUAAUCAGGCCAGAUGACUAUUUUGCUGAAAUGGCAAAGACAGACGCACACAUGCACAAGGUCAGGGAGAACCUGAUGAGGAAACAAAUGAUAACCCAGAGAUCGGAGAAGGUCAGACAGCUGAGGCAGCAGAGAAAGGUGGCCAAGCAAAUGCACGUCGAGGCGACCCUGAAGAAGCACGCGGAGAAGAGGAAAAUGUUGGAGGAAGUGAAAAAGUAUCGCAAGGGUGUCAGGCAGGACCUCGACUUCUUGGACGACAAGAAGAAGCCUCAGCGCAAGAUGGACCACCACGCUCUAGCCAAACGAAAGCAGAAGGACUCGAAAUACGGUUUCGGUGGCAAGAAGCGUGGCACCAAAAAAAACACGAGGACGAGUUCCAUGGACGUGUCGGAGUACAAAAGGCCGCCGAAACCGGGCAAAGAUUUCAAACGUAAGGGGGGGAAGCCGAAUCAGAGAUUGGGCAAACAACGCAGGGUUCAGAUGAAGGCGAAAAAGAGGCGGCAGUAGAUCUUAAGAUAAACUAAGUCCACCUGUACACACUUGUUUCUAUGACUGACUCGAGCAUUUUUAAUAAAAUCGUUACUCCAGCGAAUCAA
Molecule: messenger RNA, 1257 nt
Organism: Megalopta genalis
Lineage: Eukaryota; Metazoa; Arthropoda; Insecta; Hymenoptera; Halictidae
Product: putative rRNA-processing protein EBP2 homolog
Biological process (GO): ribosomal large subunit biogenesis; rRNA processing
Cellular component (GO): nucleolus; nuclear periphery; preribosome, large subunit precursor
Source: RefSeq, a predicted model, not a curated record